AAAUAUUGCAAAGAAUGCCCAAGCGAGCGACUGUUCAUAUUUUUGUUGGAGCCCCCAAAGUAUUUUUGUCUGAUGGGAUGGAAGAAUAUCAAUCAGUAAGUGCUAAACAUAUUUGGAAAGAGACGCGUUGUGUUUAUAAAGACAAAGUUUUAUCUUUGCACAAUAGCUAUCAUCAGAAUUCAAAUACCAAGCACAAUCAAUCCGACAUUGACUGUAUACUAGAGAGAAAAUAUCCGAAAUUCACCAGCGUUUCCAAUUUUGUGUCCAGCACAGUGGAUUGUCAGAUAAAUCCGAAUUUUCAAGAACGUGUGGGAUACUUAAGUGGAAUUCUUCACGAUUGCCUGGAUCCAUCUUUUCCUGCAAAGCCACAGCAACCUUCAGAGAACAAAUCUGAAAGAAGCAGCUCAUUGACAGCUAACACCGAAUUUCUUAAUGUAUUCACAUCUAGCCAGGUUGCCCUGCAUGGUCCUGGUGGGUUUUAUGGGCAAACUGGACCCCCUGUUCAAACAGAAAUAAGUAACUGUGUGUUUCAGUUGAGGUUACCUGAAUGUGCUGAUGGUUCUCUAGAAGGUAUUUCAAAAUCUGAUAAAAUUCACAUCAACCAAACCCAAGCAGUCAACCAAAUCACAGACCCUCUGGAAAAAAGCAGAGGCUUAGAAGGAUUACCUAACAGGCAUCUUGAAGGAUGCAAACAUAUUAAUCACAAUUGUACGAAUUGUGCAUCUAAACGGCCAAGAGUUUUAAAAGAAUUUACUUCUUCCUCCAGAUCACUACCGCAGCAGAGAGUUAAGAAACAUAAGCCAUCAAGCUCGCUGUUAAACACAGAAACAAAUAUGUGUGAAGAGAUAGGGCAAAUUGUCCUUAAAUGGUGUAGUUCUUUGGUUCUUCUUAAGUACUGUACAGAUAAAACAAAAACAUAUAAUAUUUUAGCUACUGUGUUGCACCCUAGUCAUCUAAAGGAAGUUACUGUACGAAGUGGACCAGAUGCUGGCUCAUCAGUUCCAUUGGCGACGAUUGUUGUCUUGGAUCAAUCAGAUAUAGAAUGUAAAGUAGUUAUGUGGAGGUCGGCUGCAUUUUGGACUGUGGCAUUGUUUCCUGGGGAUAUAGUGAUGCUUACAUACUUAACAGUUUGUGAAGACAAAUGGAAUGAAGGGACCUUGCUUCAGUCCACUGCCAAGAGCCAUUUGUUGAAUCUUGGGAGCUCUUCUGUACUGUGCAAGGAUCAUCCAAAUGUAGAGUGUACAGCUCUUCGAGAGCUAUUGGAACAUGUAUCUUCCAAACAUCAGUAUCUAAGAGAUAUUCCUCCACGGCAGCCACAAAAACUGGACCAAAUACCAUAUGUAAGACUAGCACAUCUUCGAGCAGACACAUUAGUGCAUUCAAUUCUGAAGGUUCAAAGUAUUUCAGUGUUAAUAGAGUGCAUGUACAACUACAAAGGACAAAAGCAAAAUAAAAUUGUGUUGACUGUAGAAGAAGCCAAGGGGCAUAAUGGCACUUUGGUUCUGUGGGGAGCUAGCGUAUCUUGGUGUGAUCAAAUCAGACUAAAAAAACACCACGUUUGGGAAUUUAGAUAUCUGUUGACUCACAAGAACUCAGUUUCUGGAGACAUAGAGUUGCACACUACACCAUGGUCAUCAUGUGAAUGUUUGUUUGAUGAUGACAGAAGGUCUACUGAUUUUAAAAAGUUGUAUUUCCAAAAUGAGAUACUGAAAGUAAAGCAAAUGGAUCUUGAUGUUGUUUUAGAGGAAAGAUACUCAGGUGAGGUUCUUGUGAAUGCAAGAAUUAAAGAGUUAAAAUUUCUUACUUCAUUACAUCAGCAUAUCACGAUGGAUCACAAAACAUGUCUUACAGAUAUACUCGUAUCUUUGCCAGAUAUCACAUACACGGGAUGUGCAAAAUGCCAAAGAGAACUAAAAGCUGAUGCAAACGACAUUUACCUGCAGUGCUUAUUCUGUCUCCCAUUCAACCAAGUUAAACUGUUUUAUAGGCCAGCACAAAUAACCAUUACACAUGGGGAAAUUGGAGUCAGUAUUAAUGUGCCCCCAGACAUUCUUCAGAUAAUUUUUCUUAAUAUUUCUCCUAAUUUACUAGAUAAAGUUGUUUUAUGCAGUAACAAUGUGACAUAUGGAAUGGUUGUAUCAGAUCUGUGCUACUCUCUAUUAGCAGAAACUGGUGAAUCUUUUAUUUUUAAAAUAAGAAGCAACUUUGUCCUUGAUGAAAACAGCAUCCCAUUACAACAGGAGUUUAAUCUAUUGGAGUUCCAUCUCAAUCUUUAAAUCAAUAGAUGCCACAUCCAAAAUAAAUCCAUAUUUCAAACUAGCAUUUCUAUCGCCUUACAGAAUACGUUACUAGUUUAUGUAACUAGGGGCUGUUCCUCAAGAACUUUACUUGGUAACUAAAUGAAGCUUACUGUUGUAUGUUUAAACCUUUCCCAGGAAGAAUUAUUUCAUCUAGUAAAAUGUGGCCAUAUUUUUUGUGCCAGGAAAGCUUAAUUGUAUUGUGAUGCUAAAAUAUGCAGGAAUAUGGUUUAUGUGCUACUUACUAUAACUAUGUCUUGUUUACCCAUUGUACAGUGUUGUGAAAUAUAAUGGCGCUACGUUAAGUAAUAGCUAUAAGCACAAAAUGUGGAUAUAAAAUACAUAUUACAACAAAUGAGACCCCUUUCUGCCUCUGGUGCAUCCACAACUGGUUCUAUGACUCAUCAACCAUCUGGCUAAUUGUUCAAACAAGCUGAGGUACCAAUUCUUGUAAUUUAAAAAGAAAAAGUAAAUAUAUUUUUUAUAAAUGCAUAUAUGGCUGUUGAAUGAUUUAUUUGGUGUGUGGUAGCAUUUAUUUUGUUACAAAAUCCAAUCUUCACAUAUAAACAGGGAUCCGAAACUACUUGCUGCGCAUGAGCAUUGCUAGUAUUCAACUAGAA
Molecule: messenger RNA, 2917 nt
Organism: Spea bombifrons (plains spadefoot toad)
Lineage: Eukaryota; Metazoa; Chordata; Amphibia; Anura; Pelobatidae
Gene: SHLD2
Product: shieldin complex subunit 2
Exons: 1
Coding region: 15-2276 (753 amino acids)
Biological process (GO): regulation of double-strand break repair via homologous recombination
Cellular component (GO): site of double-strand break; nucleus
Source: RefSeq, a predicted model, not a curated record